This is a messenger RNA of Guillardia theta CCMP2712, 1017 nucleotides long. RefSeq lists its product as hypothetical. Bases 1 to 1017 code for a protein of 338 amino acids. NCBI's taxonomy places the organism in Eukaryota, Cryptophyceae, Pyrenomonadales, Geminigeraceae. The transcript has 6 exons. The record is from RefSeq and is a predicted model, not a curated record.
AUGCCCUGGAACGAAAACAACGAUCACCCGCUCGUUGUACGCGAAGACACUGCAGACAUUGAAUGCAGUAGCGCGACAGUCUCUGCUGCUGAACAUCAACAACAAGGCAUAGAAUGCUGUGAGUCUCGCCAAAACAACACACCCUCCGCCAUGCUCUGUUCGCAUGUGAGGUUUCGCUCGGGAACUGCUCGUAUUCGAUCAGGGUUGUCAAUAGCAAGUGCUUUCAUGUUUGUUGCUGCCCUGAUGUUGGUGGCUAAAGACGCCCUAGUAGAGGAUACGUCCUCAACCGGCAAGCGUGUGAUGCUGCAAGGGGAUGGGGCAUUGAUGGGCUCAGCUCUCAAGGACGUACAGCAGCUGUACAAAUCGAAUCCCAAGAUGAUCGAAGAAUGGGCUAUGCUGACAGGCAACAAGGGAGAGGCUCUACUCCAUCUCCUGCAAUCGCAAUCAAGGCCUCGUGCUCAGAGGGACGUGAAUAUUCGGCGGGGAACAUCCAAAUUGAACCAAUACCUCCACGAGCUCAAGCUCGCCAGCGAGGAGGAGAGGAGGGCCAGUGAAAGUCGGAGCAGCGCGAUGAGGGAAGGGAGAAAGUCCCUGAGCGUCCAGGAGCCGGUCGAGAAGCAUACGGCAUGGAUUCUCGUCAACGAUCUCUCACGAGAAUGGGAUCGGAAUGCCAACUACACAAGAACACCAUGGGAAUUCUGUGCCGGGAGAGACUUGAGUGGGAGGCAGCUGAGAGACUGUGUGGAACACUUGAUGCGUGCUGUCGGAGUCAAGUACCAUCGAGAUCUGAACAUGGACUCGAAGUUGUAUGACGACUUCUGCUCGCAAACUGGCCACACCAUCCUAGACAAGCACGGCUCUCCUACUCCAAUCCCUCGAGGAACAAGGAGGAAAUGCAUUCAGAUCACCAUGUAUAAGACCAAGAGGAACAGAGUGACAGGCGCUUUGACGCCCCCUGCUCAUGAGCUCAAGGGCUCGCACGGUAUCGACUGCUCAGUCAUCCCUGAUGGCUGCUGA